Messenger RNA from Striga hermonthica, 714 nucleotides. The record is from the annotation of a GenBank genome assembly. NCBI's taxonomy places the organism in Eukaryota, Viridiplantae, Streptophyta, Magnoliopsida, Lamiales, Orobanchaceae.
AUGUCCAAACUCCAAUCUACCUCCACUAUCCUUUCUUAUUUCCUGAAUGAGGAUGGUAGGCACACCAUUAUACUCGAUUCCACCAUUUUUCAUCCCCAAGGCGGCGGCCAACCUUCGGACAAGGGUUUCAUCUCCUGUCGCCUCUUCAACUUCAUUGUUGAAGAUGUUCGAUCCAAGGACAAAAUUGUUUAUCACUAUGGAUAUUUUGAGAAAUCUGCAGAUGGGAGUGUUGAGAAAGGUGUUGAAGUUGUGUUAGGUGUGGAUGAAGAUAGGAGGAGGCUCAAUUCUAGGCUACACUCAGCCGGCCAUUUGCUGGAUAUUUGUGUACGAAACGUGGGAUGGACCCACUUGGAACCUACCAAAGGGCACCAUUUUCCCGACGGACCGUUUGUGGAAUACAAAGGUACGAUUCCACAGAAUGAAUUGCAAAGCAAGCAAAAGGAGCUUGAAUUAGAAGCUAGCCAUUUAAUCUCAAAAGGAGGGAAGGUUUCUGUGUCGAUUUUACCAUAUGAUAAAGCUGCUGAACUUUGUGGUGGAUCACUCCCAGACUAUAUACCAAAGGACAGCUCGCCUAGGAUCGUGCAAUUGGGACAUAAUCCAGGAUGCCCUUGUGGUGGCACGCAUGUUCUUGACAUCAACGAGAUUUUGAGCCUGAAGGUUUCUCAAAUUCGGACAAAGAAAGGGCUGACAAAAGUUAAUUACAAUGUGGGAUAA